AUAUCGACUUUAAAAAUUUCUUUUGUUUUAUUUUAUUCUAGUUCUUUAAAAAAAAUUUAUUAUUUUUUUAUAUUUACGUCAAUUUUUUAUUAUUUAUAUAUUUUUUUAAAAUUUUUAUAAUAAAGAUUUAUAUUUUUUUAAAAAAGAAGAAAAACAUUUAAAAAGUUAUUGGUCAAAAUGAGGGAGGUUAUAUCCAUUCAUAUAGGACAAGGUGGUGUACAAAUGGGCAAUGCCUGUUGGGAAUUGUAUUGCCUUGAGCAUGGUAUUUUACCCUCUGGUGAAUUUCCAGAAGCUGAUUGCCAUAACAACCGAGAUGAGGGUUUUUCAACAUUUUUCAGUGAAACUGCAUCUAGUAAAUAUGUUCCAAGAGCAGUUAUGCUGGACUUGGAGCCAACUGUUAUUGACGAAGUUCGUACUGGGACAUACCGCAAUCUUUUUCAUCCGGAACAAUUGAUAUCCGGUAAAGAGGACGCAGCAAAUAACUACGCUCGGGGUCAUUACAGUAUGGGAAAAGAUAUGAUCCAAUUGAUACUUGAUAGAAUAAGAAAAAUAGCUGACAUAUGUUCUGGUCUUCAGGGUUUCUUGAUAUUUCAUGCAUUUGGUGGUGGUACAGGUAGUGGAUUAACAUCCCUACUUAUGGAACAAUUAUCAGUUGAUUAUGGAAAAAAAUCAAAACUUGAAUUUGCAAUAUAUCCAUCACCUCAAAUAUCAACAGCAGUUGUUGAACCAUACAAUGCAAUAUUAACAACACACACAACACUUGAACAUUCUGAUUGUGCAUUUUUAGUUGAUAAUGAAGCAAUAUAUGAUAUAUGUCGUAGAAAUUUAGAUAUUGAUAGACCAACAUAUACAAAUUUAAAUCGUUUAAUUGGACAAAUUGUAUCAUCAAUAACAGCAUCAUUAAGAUUUGAUGGUGCACUUAAUGUUGAUUUAACUGAAUUUCAAACAAAUCUUGUGCCAUAUCCAAGAAUACAUUUUCCAUUGGCAACAUAUGCACCAAUUGUAUCAGCUGAAAAAGCAUGUCAUGAAAGUAUGACUGUUAAUGAAUUAACAAUAGCAUGUUUUGAUCCGGCAAAUCAAUUGGUUAAAUGUGAUCCAAGACAGGGUAAAUAUAUGGCAUGUUGUUUAUUAUAUCGUGGUGAUGUUGUACCAAAAGAUGUCAAUGCAUCAAUUGCAACAAUUAAAACAAAAAGAACUAUACAAUUUGUUGACUGGUGUCCAACUGGAUUUAAGGUAGGAAUAAAUUAUCAACCACCAACUGUAGUACCCGGUGGUGAUCUUGCAAAGGUACAAAGGGCUAUUUGCAUGCUUGCAAAUACCACAGCUAUUAUUGAACCUUGGUCUAGACUCAAUAGAAAAUUUGAUUUAAUGUACAGCAAGCGUGCAUUUGUUCACUGGUAUAUUGCCGAGACAAUGGAAGAGAGUGAAUUUGACGAAGCCAGAGAAGAUCUUGCUGCACUUGAAAAAGAUUAUGCAGAAGUUGGUAUUGACUCGACUGAAGGUGGUGAUGAAAAUGAAAUGUAAAUCGACUGACAAUAACUUGCUUAGAAAAAAAAAUAUUUUUUUAAUUAUUUAUAUUUUUACCUUUUUAUAUAACAAAUUUUUUAAAUUUUUUAAAUUUUUUUUUGUAUUAAAAUACAUUAUGAAAAUAAAA
Aphidius gifuensis is the source of this 1654-nucleotide messenger RNA. Its product is annotated as tubulin alpha-8 chain-like. Gene Ontology annotation, biological process: mitotic cell cycle; microtubule cytoskeleton organization. The record is from RefSeq and is a predicted model, not a curated record. The transcript is spliced from 5 exons. Lineage: Eukaryota; Metazoa; Arthropoda; Insecta; Hymenoptera; Braconidae. Bases 178 to 1524 code for a protein of 448 amino acids. Gene Ontology annotation, cellular component: cytoplasm; microtubule. Gene Ontology annotation, molecular function: structural constituent of cytoskeleton; GTP binding.